Botrytis deweyae is the source of this 2631-nucleotide messenger RNA. RefSeq lists its product as uncharacterized. The coding region runs from base 1 to 2631 and encodes 876 amino acids. The transcript has 4 exons. The record is from RefSeq and is a predicted model, not a curated record. Lineage: Eukaryota; Fungi; Ascomycota; Leotiomycetes; Helotiales; Sclerotiniaceae.
AUGGCUUCCCCGCCCAAAGAACCACAGCCACAGCGACCAGACACUCGCACUCUGAUCAGAUCCCCAGACCGCAUUCAUCGCUGGAUGGCGGGUACCGGCGAGUUCAAUAAUCAACCCAUUUCACCAUCCAACAAUGUGCCCGAUAGUCCACCUUCUGGAAUUCAAUAUGCCCUGGACGACGGAGUAUAUUUAAGAAGCCCUUCAAUUGGCUCUGUUACUGGAGUCCCACAUGACGUGUUACAAGAAGGUGCGCAGCCUGGUGCAGGUUUCACUGGAAAUAAUCAGCAACCAAACCAAGAAAAUUCGAAUGCCAUGCUAGGUCAACUAGCCAGCUAUUACAACAUGCUUAGUCAAAAUCGGCAGCGUAACGAGCAUCUUCUCCACAACAUCUACGAGUUAACACCAUUUCCAAACUCGGGAGAUCAUGCACGUCAAGGUGUUCAUAAUGGAAACCAUCGUGUAGAAGAUCCAUCCAACUCGAGAGAUAAUGCAUACCAAGAUAUUCAAAAUGCAAAUCAUCAACAACCAAACCAAGAAAAUUCGAUUGCCCCGCCAAAUCAAAUGGUGGCUAGUCACCACAGCUUUCUUGCUCAACGUCAAAAUCGUGAGUUGCUUCUCCGAAACUUCCGCAACAUCCGCGACUUUUCGCUGUUUCCAAACUCGGGAGAUAAUGCACACCAAGGUUAUGGAAAUAAUCGUCUAGAAUACCCAUCCAAUUUUGGAAAUAAUGCGCAUCAAGGUUAUGGAAAUAAUCGUCUAGAAUACCCAUCCAACUUUGGAAAUAAUGCGCGCCAAGGUUACGGAAACAAUCUUCUAGAAUACCCAUCCGACUUGGGAAAUAAUGGACACCAAGGUUACGGAAAUAAUGAUGUAGAACAUCCAUCCAACUUGGGAGAUAAUGCAGACCAAGGCAUUCAUAAUGGGAAUAAUCGUGUAGAACAUCCAUCCAACUCGAGCGCAUUUCAAAAUUGUAAGAUGAUUACCUCUUCUCCAUCUUCAGAGCUUUCUAAUGAUGAUGCAACAGUGAACAACUAUUUAGUCAACACGAUGUUGAUGAAUAACUUUUCCUCCCCAGCCAAUGAAGCGGGUGUGGCUACAUCUAUGAUGAAUAGAGUAAAUCACUAUUACUCCCAACAGUAUCACGGCGGUUCACAACCCCAGGGUCAGAGAGUUCAUCAACGGGGUAUGACUACAGGUAUGAUGAAUCCAAUGAAUAACUAUCAAGGAGGUAUCAUUGGUCAAGCUUCGGAGAACACCCCAGUUCCUACACACCAUACCAAUCACGGCAAUAACAUUUCCUGGAAUAUUCCCCAGUAUCAGGCCGUCCAACGUAACGACUAUAUGCUAUACAAUAAUAUGGCUUCGACACAACAAGCCAUUCAAAGCUCCGGAAGCCGCAUGCCAACCAAUCUUCCUUAUACGAAUCCUAUAAACGCCAUCCUAGAGCGAGACAAUUCUCGCCCUAACGCAGAAUAUCAUGAAAUGUAUGAUGAUGAUGAUGAAGAUGAAGAUGAUGGAGAUGGCUCUUUCACAACACCUUCCCAUCCUCUCACUACACCUUCCGAAGUGGCGUUCAAUCAAUAUACAGACCGAGUUACGCAAAGCCCUGUACCUCAUACACCUUCUGGUUAUGCUAGUGAUCAGAGAGCUCCAGGGCCAGUAGGCACAGGCUUGGGUGUCCCUAAUGUUCCAGGUAAUAUGCUACCAAGCCAGUAUACAUACAGCAACGAACAAGGCUUGGGUGUUCCUAAUGUUCCAGGUAAUAUGCUACCAAAUCAGCAUGCAUACAGCAAUGAACAAGGCUUGGGUGUUCCUAAUGUUCCAGGUAAUAUGCUACCAAACCAGCAUACAUACAGCAACGAUCAAGGCUUGGAUGUCCCUAAUGUUCCAGAAGACAUACCAUCAAAUCAGCAUAUAGUCCACAACGAACAAGGCUCGAAUGUUCCUAUUGUUCCUGGUGAUAUGCCACCAUACGAGCAUAUAGUCCACAGCGAACAAGACUUACAUGCCGCUAAUGUUCUGAGCAAUAUGCCACAAAACGAGCACACAGUCCGCAACGAACAAGGCGAUAUGCCUGCUUCAGAUGGCGAUCAGAUGGAUACUUCAGAGGAUCGAAUCCUGUCUUAUGCUGCUCAACCAUUCAACGCAAUCAAUUCUGGCCCUUUCUCCCCACAAGAUACUAGUUCUAGACAACUACUCCAGUUUGAUAGCAACCCGACGGCUACCUCGAAUGUUGAAGAAACGGGAGCAGCCCUCGACUCCGAAGAAGCCGAUACUCGAUCCGCUAUGGAUUUCUCACCAACUAUACCAGGUACAUUGGCAUCCAACGCUCAUCAACUACAGAUGGAAACUCCUCAGGCUUCCACUCCGCUCAAACAUCCCGCCAUGAAUCAGAAAUCUGAUACUCGAAAGGAUUCUUCGCAGUCCGCAAACCGAGUAAACAAGUCUAUUCGUCGUAGAAAGCCAGCGAAGACGCAGAAAUUACUGUCUGCAAUCGCCAACAGCGCUUCUCAAUUGUUGGAGGAGUCGGCAUCUCAAGAUGUUGAAGCACAGAAUGAUCCAAAGAACUCUGCAUCUCAAGAUGUUGAGGCGGGGGAUGAAUCAGAUACCAGUGUUGAAUCAGUAGAUUAA